Molecule: messenger RNA, 1269 nt
Organism: Laccaria bicolor S238N-H82
Lineage: Eukaryota; Fungi; Basidiomycota; Agaricomycetes; Agaricales; Hydnangiaceae
Product: glycoside hydrolase family 5 protein
Exons: 10
Coding region: 1-1269 (422 amino acids)
Biological process (GO): glucan catabolic process
Cellular component (GO): extracellular region; cell surface
Molecular function (GO): beta-glucosidase activity
Source: RefSeq, a predicted model, not a curated record
AUGGUUGCCCUCAUUCGUUCCGUCGCAUUCACGGCCCUCAGCCUCUCUCCCAUCCCUUCCAUCUGCGCCUUGAACUUUGGCUUCCCGUAUGGUUCUGAAAACGUUCGCGGUGUUAACCUUGGCGGUUGGUUAGUUCUUGAGCCAUGGAUCACGCCCUCUCUUUUUGACAACACUGGCGAUUCACGCAUAAUAGAUGAAUGGACCUUUGGCCAAUAUCAAGACCCGACCAAGGCCUUGAAUACUCUUCGUAACCAUUGGGACACUUGGAUUACAGAGGCCGAUUUCGCAGCCAUAUCAGCAGCUGGUCUCAACCAUGUCCGGUUGCCGAUCGGAUAUUGGGCUUUUGAGGUCGCACCCGGUGAACCCUAUAUUCAAGGCCAAUUGCAAUAUUUGUACAAGGCAAUAAAUUGGGCGCAAAGCCACAGGCUGAAAGUCAUCGUUGAUCUUCAUGGUGUGCCAGGAAGUCAGAAUGGUUUUGAUAAUUCCGGUCAGAAGAUGAAUUAUCCCCUUUGGCACACUUCCCAGUCAAACAUCAAUCGUUCCAACAAGAUCAUUCAAACAAUUGCUUCCAUGUUCAAAGAUACAACGGAUGUAGUGCCUAUUAUAGCCCCUUUGAACGAGCCGGCUGGAUUCUUUGGUAACGAUGUGCUCACAGCCACGAAACAAUAUUGGUACGAUAGCUAUGCAAAUAUCCGCCAACCAUAUGGAAACGCGACGCAAAGCAACACGGUUGUAAUGAUUCAUGACGCCUUUCAGUCACAGGAUUACUGGAAAGGUUUUAUGAACCCACCAAACUGGCAGGGCGUAAUCCUUGAUACUCACAUCUACCAAGUCUUUUCAACCCCAGAGAAUCAAAGAACAAAUUCGCAGCAUAUCCAAGUUGCAUGCAGUACCCAAUCAACGUUGUCAACAUCACCAGCUGGUCUCUGGGUUGUGGUGGGCGAGUGGACCCCCGCAGCAACUGAUUGUGCCAAAUAUCUCAACGGCCGCGGAGUAGGCGCUCGGUACGAUGGGACGUUUCCCGGUUCUACCGCCGUCGGUACCUGUGCGGGUAUGACUGGCAAGGCGUGGACCUUCAGCCAAAGUUUCAAAAUGUUCCUCAGACAGUUUUGGGAAGCACAAGUUCAAUCGUACGAGAAGGCUCAAGGGUGGAUUCAGUGGACAUGGAAAACAGAAAUAGCAGACGAGUGGUCGUACCAGGCAGGCCUGGCCAACGGAUGGAUUCCUCAGGACCCCACGAAUUUCAUAUAUCCUAAGAUCUGUAAUUAA